Oncorhynchus tshawytscha (Chinook salmon) is the source of this 3612-nucleotide messenger RNA. It is a transcript of the gene pth3r, whose product is annotated as parathyroid hormone 3 receptor. Gene Ontology annotation, molecular function: parathyroid hormone receptor activity; peptide hormone binding; G protein-coupled peptide receptor activity. The record is from RefSeq and is a predicted model, not a curated record. Gene Ontology annotation, biological process: cell surface receptor signaling pathway; adenylate cyclase-modulating G protein-coupled receptor signaling pathway. Gene Ontology annotation, cellular component: plasma membrane. The coding region runs from base 648 to 2390 and encodes 580 amino acids. The transcript has 13 exons. Lineage: Eukaryota; Metazoa; Chordata; Actinopteri; Salmoniformes; Salmonidae.
CCCAUUCCCACAGUCAACAAUGGAAGGAGCUGCAGUAGAUGAGCAGCUCUCCUACUCUUCCCUCCUCCCCUUACUAACUAAUAUCAUGCUCACACAAAGGAACAUGGCAAAGGUACUCAUCCCUGAGAUACAUGAGGAAUUCCACACCUAGUCACUGGGACCUGACCUUACCAAUGGUCAUUGUUCACAAGAGAAGCACUACAUGCAGAAAAUUGCAAAAAGAGAAGAGAGUUCGCAUUGGAAGACUACCAGUGGUUAAAGAGAAUCCUUUACUUAACUUCCACAACUGAUUCUAUUUUCAUUCUCAGCUGUGCGGGAGAAGCUGGACGUUUUGAUUGAAUAACUUCCCAUCCAACAAUGCCAUGGUUCAUGUGGUGCCAUUCAUGAGAAGUAUAGAAGGAUCACCUCCUGCCUAAGCGUUUAGCCUCUUGUGAAACAAAGUUACGACAUCAUCAUCACUGUCAGUGAGACGUGUGCAGGCACCAAUGUAAUAGGAGCGGCAAUGGGACACAGCCUCGAGGACCACCACUCUACAUGUUUCGGGGGACGUUUCCCUUCGCUGCACCCUAGAGAGGAUAAGGAGUUGUGAGCAGGGGGUGUCUUGGUGAUUCAAAGUUUUGAUUCAGGUUGAAGGUCAAAAGGAAGUCAUGGUGUCCGUGGGGAGAAUCAGAAUUGUUCUCUGCUGCGUAUUGAUGAAUGUCAGUGCAGUGAUAGACUCUGAUGAUGUCAUCACACGAGACGAGCAGAUUUACCUCCUGAUUGGUCCCCGUGCCAAGUGUGAGAGGAUAAUCCAUUCCCAGCUGGCCAUAGUCAAAGAAGAUGACUGUGUACCGGAGUGGGAUGGGAUUAUCUGCUGGCCCAGAGGGAAGCCUAGUCAGCUGGUCUCGGUUCUAUGUCCAGAAUACAUCUACGACUUCAACCACAGAGGUCAGGCCUAUCGUCAGUGUGAUGCCUCAGGGAACUGGGAGCAGGUGCCUAGCAUCAACCGCACCUGGGCCAACUACACUGAGUGUACCACCUACCUAUUGUCUAGCCAUAGAAGCCAGGAAGAGGAGGUGUUUGAGCGGCUACACUUGAUGUACACCAUUGGCUACUCCAUCUCUCUGGUAUCCCUACUGGUGGCUGUCUCGAUUCUCUGCUACUUCAAGCGUCUCCACUGUACACGGAACUACAUCCACAUUCACCUCUUCACCUCCUUUGUGUUUCGGGCCAUCAGUAUCUUUGUGAAGGAUGCUGUCCUCUAUGCCAUGUCUGACGACGGAAAGACUGAAGCAGAGGAAUUGGCAGAGAGACCCCAUAUGGUGGGCUGUAAGGUGGCCGUUACUCUCUUCCUGUAUUUCCUGGCGACCAAUCACUACUGGAUCCUGGUGGAGGGGCUGUACCUGCACAGCCUCAUCUUCAUGGCCUUCCUCUCAGACAAGAACUACCUGUGGGCGCUCACCAUCAUCGGCUGGGGUGUCCCUGCAGUGUUUGUGUCCAUUUGGGUCAGUGCGCGAGCAUCACUGGCAGACACUCAGUGCUGGGACAUCAGUGCGGGAAAUCUGAAGUGGAUCUAUCAAGUCCCAAUUCUUGCAGCCAUUGUAGUGAACUUCUUCCUGUUCCUCAACAUCAUACGAGUGUUGGCCUCUAAGCUGUGGGAGACCAACACAGGCAAACUGGACCCCCGUCAGCAGUACAGGAAGCUGUUGAAAUCCACCCUUGUCCUGAUGCCCUUGUUUGGAGUGCACUAUAUGGUGUUUAUGGCUCUACCCUACACUGAGGUUACGGGCCUGUUGUGGCAGGUGCAGAUGCACUACGAGAUGUUCUUCAACUCUUCCCAGGGAUUCUUUGUGGCAUUCAUCUACUGUUUCUGCAAUGGGGAGGUGCAGGCGGAGGUAAAGAAGGCAUGGCUACGGCGGAGCCUGGCCUUGGACCUCAAACAGAAGACCCGGGUGACCAGCAGUGGGGGCGGGGGCAGCUGCUACUAUGGCGGCAUGAUGUCACACACCACCACCCACAGCGUGAGUCUGACUGUGGCCAAUCCCAGAGGAAUGUCCCUGAAUGGGGCAGGGGCCCCUGGGAUGGGAGGAGCUGGGGGAAGCAAUGGGGGAGGGGGAAGCAGGCAGCCACGCCUCACCUCCUCCUUCCACCCCCUCACCAACCUGCCAGGUUACGUGCCCAGCAACAUGGAGACCCCCAGGCAGAAACUUGUUAUUUGGAGGCCUGGGGUGGGGGCUGGAGCUGAGGCCGGUGUUAGUGCCUUUCCCAGGAACCCCAGGGCUGCUAGCGAGGGGAUCCAAGGGGGUGGUGGUGGAGCCAAGACAGAGCCUGCAGUCUCUGUGCCCCAGCGGUUGGGAGACGAGGACCCCUGCUGCUCUUUGUCUCUAAAGGAACUAGAGACCAUCUUGUGAACUGGAACUGUCAGAUCUAUGGCGUCUAACAGUGAGAGCAGCACUGUAUCAGAUGGCUUUACUUAUCCAGAUUCCUGCCAUGGAUCCAUAUCAAGGCUCCAUUCAAGUGAUCUCCAAUGACCUAUUUGAAUCUCCCCUGAGUCCCUCGUUUGACUGAUGUCUGAAGACUUAGCUACGUACAUUUAGUUGGGGUUAAAGAAUCAUUGUGUGUAAACUGGUCUGAUGACACGAUUAUCAAUAGAACAUUGAUCCAAUGAUCAUGAAGAAAUAACAUGUACUUGUAGCAUGAUUGGUGAUUUAAUGUAUCAGUGGUUGUAAUAAAGAACCCAAUGACUAGUGAGUUGCUGCACCCAUUAUGGAAUGUGGAGUCCUGCAUGCCUUGUAGCAUGAUUGGUGAUUUAAUGUAUCAGUGGUUGUAAUAAAGAACCCAAUGACUAGUGAGUUGUGGCACCCAUUAUGGAAUGUGGAGUCCUGCAUGCCUUGUAGCAUGAUUGGUGAUUUAAUGUAUCAGUGGUUGUAAUAAAGAACCCAAUGACUAGUGAGUUGCUGCACCCAUUAUGGAAUGUGGAGUCCUGCAUGCCUUGUAGCAUGAUUGAUGAUUUAAUGUAUCAGUGGUUGUAAUAAAGAACCCAAUGACUAGUGAGUUGCUGCACCCAUUAUGGAAUGUGGAGUCCUGCAUGCCUUGUAGCAUGAUUGAUGAUUUAAUGUAUCAGUGGUUGUAAUAAAGAACCCAAUGACUAGUGAGUUGCUGCACCCAUUAUGGAAUGUGGAGUCCUGCAUGCCUUUCUACACGUGCCAUAUUUGUUUGACAGACCAUUGUUUUUCCUUUUAUAUUUGCCUGUCUGUCUGCUUGUCUGCUUUCUCUGAUCUCUUCUCUGUCUGCCUAACAAUUCAUGCACUAUUUGUCUAUUGUAGUGAGAUGUAAUGUUUUAUCUGAGAAAAACAUGGAAAUUAAGCUUUUACAGCAAUGAAUAAGCAGCAGUAGGCUGCUUUUGAAGACAUCCUUACCUGGGGCCCAUCGCCCAAUGAGCAAGACUGGUGCAUUUAAAAUCCCAAUACACUUUACCAUAAAACAAUAAUAGAUUAAUAAAAUAACAAAAACACAUGUCUAAAACAGUAAAAUAUCAGCUCAGGAUUUACCUUCUUUACAGAUGUAAAGAAAUUGUUAUUUUGGAUAGUGAUAGCACACUUGCUAUGUACAGUGCAUUCGGAAAGUAUUCAG